Molecule: messenger RNA, 915 nt
Organism: Symbiodinium natans
Lineage: Eukaryota; Dinophyceae; Suessiales; Symbiodiniaceae
Source: the annotation of a GenBank genome assembly
AUGCUGCAGCCACAUGAUGUUCUUCAGAUCCAGCCGGGCUCUAACGAGGAGGAUGUCAAGGCUGCGUACAAGCGUCGGGCCCUCGAGACACACCCUGACAAGGGCGGCGAUGUUGAAGAGUUCCGCGCCGUGCGCAAAGCCUAUGAGCAGCUACUCAAGGACUCCCCCGCGCGGCCAGCAGCCGCUGCGAGCCCACCGCAGACAAAGCCGACCGGCGUGGCUCCUUUCCCGAGGGGCUUUAGCGAUCUCUUCUCCGACUUCGGCGGCCCGGCGACCACUCCCUUACGCUUUCGAAGCGAACCGCGCAAGAGGAGGCGGACCCUCGAGGAGUCGAUCGACCUGGCCUUCGCCUCCAUCCCUCUUGCGGCUUUCCCCCGCCGGCCACCGGUGCCAUCCCAAAGGCGGAGGCCCAUGGAGCCCGCAAGCCCCCGGGUGGCCGCCCCACAAUUGAGGCCGAUGACCACAGCCGGAGCAAAAACUGCAACGACCUCAACUCCGGCCCCGCGGAGCGAGCGGAGCGAGCGGAGCGAAGGAACCGAGGCCUUCGAGGCUUCGUCUCCGGUGGCAAAAAUGUGGAAGAAGCUGCUCGAGUUGACUCCGGAGAAGCGUAAACAGGCCAUCAGCGGUCUUCCGGCGUCGGCCAAGCUGCAGCUGAAAGCGCACCUCCAGGCGCAGAAGCAAGGGCAGCAAACGGAACAGUCCACGCGAGCGAGUGGAGGCGAGGACUCGAGCUCCUCGGACAGCUCUUCCAGCAGCUCCAGCGAAGGUCUGCCUUUCCCGGCCCUGUCCGACUGGUUCCGAAGCUGCUGCACCCAGCACCGUGCGCCGGAGGGCAUCUUGGAGUUUUUGUUUUCGGCCUGCUCUGCCUUGGCUGCGACGAUCUCGCUUCGAAUGACUCUUUUUGUGGCUUACUAG